AGCGGCGUUUUUCCAUACUCGAUACUCAAAUUGCUGGCGAUACCAUUGUACUAGUUUUGUGUGGUAGCCAUUUUAAUUUUUGGCGUCGAAAAAACUACGGCAAGCGAUUUUCGCAUAUCCUGUAGUUUUGUUUAAUUGCAUUUAACGCAAAUCAGUUUUGCUCGUGGAGGCAGCAGUAGCUCAGCUCGUGUGUGAGUGUCGGACGAUACGAAACGUGUGGUUAAAACAGUUGUACGCCGAUUCUCUAAUUAACUCAAGUACAGUACAAUGUCGAUGUCUGCCACGUGCUACAAGUGCAACCGGCCGGGCCACUUUGCCCGGGACUGCAGCCUCGGUGGAGGACCUGGAGGCGGUGGACCCGGUGGUGGCGGUGGUAUGCGUGAUGGCGGUGGUGGUGGCGGCGGUGGCGGUGGCAUGCGUCGCAAUCGUGAAAAGUGCUACAAAUGUAAUCAAUUUGGGCACUUUGCACGCGCGUGCCCCGAAGAAGCGGAGCGCUGCUAUCGCUGCAACGGUGUUGGCCACAUCUCCAAGGACUGCACUCAAGCCGACAAUCCGACGUGCUACAGGUGCAACAAGCCCGGACAUUGGGUGCGCAACUGCCCCGAUGCGGUCAACGAGCGCGGCACCGGGCCAGCAAACGUCUCAUGCUAUAAGUGCAACCGCACCGGACACAUCUCCAAGAACUGCCCGGAGACGUUAAAGACUUGCUACGGCUGCGGCAAGAGCGGACAUCUGAGACGUGAAUGUGACGAGAAGGGUGGACGGAACUAGAGAAAGCGGCGUGAACGCUCUCUGAGAAAUCAACGAAAAUGUUUUGUCAAAUAAAAAAAAAUGAAAAGAAAAAAUAUUUAAUGAAAAAAUCAAUUGCCAGCCAACAACAACAAAAACAGCAAAACGCAAAAAGAAGAAGCGACCAAUCAGUAAAACCAAGUCAAGAUCAACAGACACGAAAUCAACCCCAACCAAACACACACACGUACAUACACACCCACACAGAAUCACAUCCAUACCCACACACAUACAUAUAUAUCUAACCAUCAUCUAAGCAGCACAUCUCUAAUUCCAAAGCUCCGAGCCUGCGGUCGUAGAAGAACAGUGUAUACACAAGCAACAACUAGGAGAAAGCACGAUGGACGAGAGAAGAGAAGACAACGAUGGCGCUAGUGGCGCUGGAAGGCAGUAGUAGAUGAAAAAGAAGAAGAAACAGACGUCGUUGUAUUUUAGUAGCUACUACCACAAUAUCAACAACAAC
Drosophila hydei is the source of this 1252-nucleotide messenger RNA. It is a transcript of the gene CNBP, whose product is annotated as CCHC-type zinc finger protein CG3800. The record is from RefSeq and is a predicted model, not a curated record. Lineage: Eukaryota; Metazoa; Arthropoda; Insecta; Diptera; Drosophilidae. Gene Ontology annotation, molecular function: zinc ion binding; nucleic acid binding. The coding region runs from base 268 to 771 and encodes 167 amino acids. The transcript has a single exon.